CAGAUAUGUGGGGCCGGAGUCAUCUCUUUGAUUCUUGAUUUUUUGUGCUGCGUAGUAUUGCUCUCCCAGGAGCUGCGUGCCUUUUGAGAUUCACGCCUGCUACCUCCUGACCGGGGACCCCAAGGAAAUAGAUUUGGUUUUGGGUAUUUCAUGCAUGGGGUUUGUAAGGAAGGAGAUAACUGUCGCUAUUCACAUGACCUCUCCGACAAUCCUUAUGGUGUAGUGUGCAAGUAUUUCCAGCGAGGGUACUGUGUGUAUGGAGACCGCUGCAGAUAUGAGCACAGCAAGCCAUUGAAACAGGAAGAAGUGGCUGCUACAGAUCUACCUGCAAAACCAUCCCUUGCUGCCGCCUCGAGCCUCUCCUCUGUCGCUGGAGCCCUCGUGGAGAUGAAUAUGGGCGAGGCUGAGUCCAGAAACGUGCACUUCCCCACCCUAGGUGCAGGGUCUGAGGACUGGGUGAACGCCAUCGAGUUCGUGCCUGGGCAGCCCUACUGUGGCCGCACUGCCCCUGCCUGUACAGAGGCCCCGGUGCAGGGCUCCAUGCCCAAGGUAGAGACUGAGAAGGAGCCAGCUGCGGUGGAGACCAAGAAGCAGCUCUGCCCCUAUGCUGCCGUGGGAGAGUGUCGCUACGGGGAGAACUGUGUGUACCUGCACGGUGAUGCCUGUGACAUGUGUGGGCUGCAGGUCUUGCACCCAGUGGAUACAGCCCAGAGAUCCCAGCAUAUAAAAUCUUGCAUCGAGGCCCACGAGAAGGACAUGGAGCUGUCGUUUGCCGUGCAGCGCAGCAAGGACAUGGUGUGUGGCAUCUGCAUGGAGGUGGUGUAUGAGAAAGCCAACCCCAGCGAGCGCCGCUUCGGCAUCCUCUCCAACUGCAACCACACCUACUGUCUCAAGUGUAUUCGCAAGUGGAGGAGUGCUAAGCAGUUUGAGAGCAAGAUCAUAAAGUCCUGCCCUGAAUGCCGGAUCACAUCUAACUUUGUCAUUCCAAGUGAGUACUGGGUGGAGGAGAAAGAAGAGAAGCAGAAACUCAUUCAGAAAUACAAGGAGGCAAUGAGCAACAAGGCGUGCAGGUAUUUUGAUGAAGGCCGUGGGAGCUGCCCAUUUGGAGGGAACUGUUUUUACAAGCAUGCGUACCCUGAUGGCCGUAGAGAGGAGCCACAGAGACAGAAAGUGGGAACAUCAAGCAGAUACCGGGCCCAACGGAGGAACCACUUCUGGGAGCUCAUUGAGGAAAGAGAGAACAGCAGCCCCUUUGACAACGACGAAGAGGAGGUUGUCACCUUUGAGCUGGGCGAGAUGUUGCUUAUGCUUUUGGCUGCAGGUGGGGACGACGAGCUGACUGACUCUGAGGACGAGUGGGACUUGUUUCAUGAUGAGCUGGAAGACUUUUAUGACUUGGACCUAUAGCAGCUUUGCGUGGCGCGGGAACGGCCUGCCGAGCCUCAGACAGUAGCUGUCCCCUGUGCCGUGUGGCAGUGGGUUGCUCUCCUAGUCAGGCCUCAACUCCAGGUGCUGUUGUGACCACUUACCAGGGCCUGCUGUCCACCCCACUUCCCCAAGAGUGCAUUUUCUGUUUCAAAAAGUUACAAAAAUAAAUCUUCAAGUUAGUUUUUUUUUUGUAACAUCUAUUUAACUGUCAGACAGUUAGCAUAGGUUUGUUGCGUCACCUAUUUUUAGCCUGGUUGUGUUUAUGGACUUUCCACACUCAUUUCGAGGCUCUCAGGUUCAAAUGGAAAAGCACUGGCCGUGCUUUGGGGUCCAAGAGUAGGGUGCCAGGUAAAGGGACCUGAGCUGGCAAGUAAGCAGCCUUCUGCUCCGGAUGUAGCAAUGGGUCCUUGGCUGCUGGAAGGCCCGACCGUCUGUGUUUGUGACUGUUCCUCCCCUGUGACCCCCGACCCCGUGCACUUGUCCUGUGGUUUUGGUCUCUUGUUUGAUUGCGCACACAUACUACUGGGCAGCUAGAACCAGGUGUGAGUGUGAGCUUAGCAGGAUAGGAACACUUGGGAAGGACACACAUGGAUUGGUGGCAUCCAUCGGUGCAGGGUUGGCUGUGGACACCCAGGAGCUGAGGACAUGGUGUGUGGGCAUGAACAGGCAUGCAAGAAGCUUCGACCACUGCCUAGAUGCGGUAUUCUUAGGGUUAGUGGACAGACUUGGUUUUGUGGUGUCGGCCCCAUGUGGCCCAUAGAUCUGGAAGGACAAAGCAGUGUACCAGUAGUUCAUUUAGCCGUGCUAGCUGUCAGUCUAGUUACCAGUGGGUUAGCCAGGGAGGUUAGUGACCAGGUUAUCCCCUCCAUCAACAACCACGGGCUUGGCUACACUGUUGGGUUUCGUGUUUUAUGGUCUCACUUUUCUGGUCCAGGCACUUUGGAACAAGCUUUGUCUUCAUUUGAGGGCUUCUGCAGUAGGGGUUGUUUGUUUUUGUGGGUGUUGCCUCUCCACUCCACCUGUGCAGGUGGACAGAUGUGUUGGAACUCUACACUCACUGCUCCCAAAGGUGUUUGUUGUAGCAGUGUAACUGGUUGGCAGCAAUAAGUCACACUACCACUAAGGAGAGGGUGAGGUGAUUCACAAGAUAAGCUAAGUUAACUUGUUAGAAGAAUUCUUCCAUGGGAAGUUUAUCUUUGCAUUUUGUCACUGUUUCCUGAAAAUGACUUGGGAGAUGCUCCUGAUUUGUCCAUUUACUGCUCUGAUUCCUCGGACCCCACGCAUUCUUUCACUUAAAAAAAAAAAGUUAAUUGUUGCAGAGGUCUCUGUAUUUUACAGCUGCCCUUUUGUAAGAAGCACUUUUCCCAAA
Molecule: messenger RNA, 2797 nt
Organism: Fukomys damarensis (Damara mole-rat)
Lineage: Eukaryota; Metazoa; Chordata; Mammalia; Rodentia; Bathyergidae
Gene: Mkrn1
Product: makorin ring finger protein 1
Exons: 8
Coding region: 151-1407 (418 amino acids)
Biological process (GO): protein polyubiquitination
Molecular function (GO): ubiquitin protein ligase activity; metal ion binding
Source: RefSeq, a predicted model, not a curated record